UUGUUGCAACAGGAGGUUAAGAUCAUCAAGGAUAAUUAUGUAACCAAAGCGCACCCGGAAGAGCUAAAGAAGGAUAAAUCUUUCUUAAAAACAUCAACAUCACCAGCUCAUCAUCAUAAGGUAGGUAGAAGGUGCAGUGCCUUCUUGUUAGAUGUGGGUGCUACGUUCGGUGCCAGUGGGCCGAUGGGCUUGUCGCACGAGUUAUCAGCAGCUGAUGUACCGUUACAAACAACUGACGUACAGACAAAGACGGAAAAGAUAUAUACAGCACAAGUAGCUAGUCGUGCUCGUGAUAGUGCCGAUGUACUUGCACCUGCGUCAGACAUGCAUAAGGCUGACCUCUUUACAUCUGGAGGCGUGACUGCUUAUAACGGUGCGGAUGGGCGGCAAUCAUCAUCAGGCAAAUCACAGCGCAGGAGGCGCUAA
This is a messenger RNA of Parnassius apollo (apollo), 426 nucleotides long. The record is from the annotation of a GenBank genome assembly. NCBI's taxonomy places the organism in Eukaryota, Metazoa, Arthropoda, Insecta, Lepidoptera, Papilionidae.